ACACACACACAAUAAGUAAAAUCAUCGUCACCGUUCAAAAGUCAAAACUAAAGACGAGUUCUUCGUUUUGUCUCUUGUCGUCUUCCUCCUCACCGCUUCCCCCAGUCACUUAACUUCCGAUCGUCACUUCACUUCCUUCUCUCCAAGAAUCUCUGAUUUGGAGUUUUCUAAUCUUCCAUAUAUCCAAUGGAAGAAAACUCUUUACCCGAAGAAGAUGUAGAGAUGAUGGAGAAAUCAAAUGGAACUAAAACAGUCACAUAUGAAGCUUCUCCAAUAGUGGAGCCGUUCAUUGGUAUGGAGUUCGAAUCAGAAGAGGCUGCAAAGUCUUUCUAUGACAAUUAUGCCACAGUCAUGGGUUUCGUUAUGCGGGUGGAUGCUUUCAGGCGGUCAAUGCGAGAUGGGACCGUGGUGUGGCGCAGACUCGUGUGUAAUAAAGAAGGAUUCCGUAGAUUGAGACCUCGUAGAAGCGAGAGCAGGAAACCUCGAGCUAUAACAAGAGAAGGGUGUAAGGCUUUGAUUGUUGUGAAAAGAGAGAAAUCUGGAAAAUGGCUUGUCACUAAAUUUGUGAAAGAACAUAAUCAUCCUCUCUUGCCUCUCUCACCUAAUGUUCGCCGGAAUCCCCACCUCUCUCAGACACCGGACGAGAAAGACGCAAAGAUUAGGGAGCUGAGUGCAGAGCUGAGCCGAGAGAGAAAGCGUUGUGCUGCGUUGCAACAGCAGCUUGGUAUGGUCUUAAAGGAGAUGGAAGAACAUUCCAACCAUCUCUCCACUAAUAUCAACAAUGUUAUCCAACGUGUAAGAGAAAUCGAGUCCAAUACUUUCACCAAACUGUAAACAACACAGCUUCAUUUCUGUUCAUAUAAGUUCAUCAUCAGAUUCUCUUAAUCUUAUGUUCUUCGAUU
Molecule: messenger RNA, 902 nt
Organism: Camelina sativa (false flax)
Lineage: Eukaryota; Viridiplantae; Streptophyta; Magnoliopsida; Brassicales; Brassicaceae
Product: protein FAR-RED IMPAIRED RESPONSE 1-like
Source: RefSeq, a predicted model, not a curated record